Molecule: messenger RNA, 3400 nt
Organism: Manis pentadactyla (Chinese pangolin)
Lineage: Eukaryota; Metazoa; Chordata; Mammalia; Pholidota; Manidae
Gene: NFYA
Product: nuclear transcription factor Y subunit alpha
Exons: 10
Coding region: 283-1326 (347 amino acids)
Biological process (GO): regulation of transcription by RNA polymerase II
Cellular component (GO): CCAAT-binding factor complex
Molecular function (GO): RNA polymerase II cis-regulatory region sequence-specific DNA binding; DNA-binding transcription factor activity, RNA polymerase II-specific
Source: RefSeq, a predicted model, not a curated record
GGGGCAGAACCGCACACCUCUGGCUGGGAGUCCAACCAAGCCUUCUCUCUUUCUUGCCAUGGCUGUAAGGGCAAGUCCAUUCGGUGCCUGAAACCUUACUCUUAGAAGAUGGCCAGCCUUGUGCAUUCCUUUUCCUGGAGUCUACACGACUUGUUCUUCAUAUUAUUAUACUUAUCUCUUGCUCAUGUUGUGAACUCUUUCCUUGGGCAUGAGUGCAUCACACAGUCUCCAGGAUCUCCAGAGUGAAACUCACUGUGGACAGGCUUCUAACCUGGAGGGAUCAUGGAGCAGUACCCAGCAAACAGCAAUAGUUCAACAGAACAGAUUGUUGUCCAGGCGGGACAGAUUCAGCAGCAGCAGCAGGGUGGUGUCACUGCAGUCCAGUUGCAGACUGAGGCCCAGGUGGCAUCUGCCUCAGGCCAGCAAGUCCAGACCCUCCAGGUAGUCCAGGGGCAGCCAUUAAUGGUACAGGUCAGCGGAGGCCAGUUAAUCACAUCAACUGGCCAACCCAUCAUGGUCCAGGCUGUCCCUGGUGGACAAGGUCAAACGAUAAUGCAAGUGCCUGUGUCUGGGACACAGGGUUUACAGCAGAUACAGUUAGUCCCCCCCGGACAAAUCCAGAUCCAGGGUGGGCAAGCUGUGCAGGUGCAGGGCCAGCAGGGCCAGACCCAGCAGAUCAUCAUCCAGCAGCCCCAGACAGCCGUCACUGCUGGCCAGACCCAGACACAGCAACAGAUUGCUGUCCAAGGGCAGCAAGUGGCACAGACGGCUGAAGGGCAGACCAUUGUCUAUCAGCCAGUUAAUGCAGAUGGCACCAUUCUGCAGCAAGUUACAGUCCCUGUUUCAGGCAUGAUCACCAUCCCAGCAGGCAGUUUGGCAGGAGCACAGAUUGUUCAGACAGGAGCCAACACCAAUACAACAAGCAGUGGGCAAGGGACUGUCACUGUAACACUGCCAGUGGCAGGCAAUGUGGUCAAUUCGGGAGGCAUGGUUAUGAUGGUGCCUGGUGCUGGCUCUGUACCUGCUAUCCAAAGAAUCCCUCUCCCUGGGGCAGAGAUGCUCGAAGAAGAGCCUCUGUAUGUGAAUGCCAAACAGUACCACCGAAUACUUAAGAGGAGGCAAGCCCGGGCGAAACUAGAGGCAGAAGGGAAAAUUCCAAAGGAAAGAAGGAAAUACCUACAUGAGUCUCGGCACCGUCAUGCCAUGGCACGGAAGCGUGGUGAAGGUGGACGAUUUUUCUCUCCAAAGGAAAAGGAUAGUCCCCAUAUGCAGGAUCCAAACCAAGCAGAUGAAGAAGCAAUGACACAGAUCAUCCGAGUGUCCUAACCCCAGACCAUGUGAUGGAGCUGAUGUUCCUCACCACCAUUUCCCACUGUUCCAGGAAAUUGAUCAGCUCUCCCCAUGGGUCACUGAUGAUCACAUUCUGCCCUUUUCUAUAAGACAGAAACCACUUAGUUUUUAAUAAGUGGCUCAGUAUUAUAAUUGCAGCAAUGUCUGAAAAAUUGAAGUUGCAAGCCUUUGUCUCACCCUUCAGUCAGGACCUAUUUCAGACUAUUGAUGAUAUGAACAUUUCAUGGAUUAGGAUGAUGCAUGGGACCCAGGCCAGCCCAGCAGUACCACACAGCACUGAAUGUUGACUGGUGAGGCCAGCCAGUCAUCUCAGCGGGAAGAAAAGCAGCUCACCCUAAACUGCAAUCAGGGAAGCGACAGCCCACUCCUUCCCAUGAAACCUAAACAGCAUCUGUCCCUCUAAAGGGGGAUUUCAGACUGACUAGCUGAAUGGAUACUUUGUAUUCAGAGAUGGCUUCUAGGAAAGGAAGUCUCAUCUCAUGAUACAGAACAGUAAAUUCUCUGAGAUAACAUUCAUCUAAUCUGUGGUAAUAAUAAGAAUCUCUCUGCCCAGCUGAUAGGUUGGUAUUUUUGGACUCCAGCCAAGACAAAGCUAACUGGGGAUAGAAUGAUAAAAGACUUAAGCACUAAAAAUCUGAAUUGCUGAAUCUCCCUUUUUUUUUAAGCCCUGCAAGUUGUCAUCUGCUUGUCCUGUUGACAGAUCAUCUGGACCAUAGUUUUACUAUGUCUACUUUUAAAGCAAUUUAGAGCAUAUUGGACUGUGAAACUGCCUUCUAAAUAGAGAACAAAACUAUAUAACUCCUGUACUGAAGUGCUGAGAACAUUUGUAGCAACUCCUAAACAGAAUGCCAAACUAGAGAUUUUCAGUCACAGACUUUGUGACAGCAUUUGGGGGAUAGAAGGAGUGUGUUUCAGUCUACAAGGAGAAGAGAGAGAGUAAAGUAUAUUUACCCAUGUGUUGUCAUAUAGCAUGAUUCUCCAGUGGAUGGAUGCCUGGGAUGGAUCAUUAAGAUGAAGAGAAUAAUUUACGUUUAUACUAUAACCUUUUAACAAGCACGGAAAAGGAGAAGUCUGAGCUUUGGUCCUUGACAAUUUCUGGAAAGCAUGAUUCAAUCAAGCUAUCCUGAGCAUAUUCCAGGUUACUUGCUAGAGCUUGAAGUGGAUGUUGGCUUCACUCCUGCAGUGCUUUGUGCUGGCUCCAGAGAGCAAACCUCAUUCUUCCCAUGGCAGUUGAGUCUUUGGUGCCACUUUCCAUUUGUUUCCCCACUUCUUCAUAGGCCCUGUGGAGAAAGGUUUUCACAUUGCAUCCACACGCUGCAGAUAAACUGUAGACUGAAAAUAGAGAUGCCUGCAGGGCCAGGAACUGGGCCAGUUACCAGAAUGGGUGGUGCCUCAGAAAUCUGUAUCUAGAUUUCUACAUCCAGCACAUCUAGCUGUUGAACCCCUGAAGAACUAAGAUAAUAUUUCAGUAGGGUUGCUGCCUACUCUGGAAACAAAGGAGAACUUAAUCCUUUUGAAGAACAUUUGGGUUUAAUAUAAAUACCAAGUGUAAAGAUUAGCUCUUUGAUUUCACUCUAAUUGUAUUAUGAGGGAAAAGAAAUUAAGCCCUCUGAAGAAAAUAUCACUAAGGGAAAUCAUUGUGAUGAUAGAAAAUAGAGGUAUAUACGAACUAUGCAAAGAAAGCAGAAAGUGAAGUUUCUCUCUAGUCCCUGGCUUUCAGAUGUCAGGGGGAACUAAGCCUUCAUAGGUUCGCUAGAUGGCUUCUGGCUCUUCACAUGAGUUUCAGAUAAUUAACGGAGUUCAGUAAGCCCCCAACUUUUUCACAUGAUAGAUUACUAAAAACAAUGAGGAAUGUAUAGCCCCUGGUUUUUAGGAGUCUUUUAAGAUGCAGAGUCCAGAAAUUCCUCAGACCUAAUUUCUAGUACUUAAGCCAACAGUCCUAAUUUAUUUGUGUAAAUUUGUAUAUAGUAAUACCAACCUCGUGUUGCAGAGUUUUUGUUUGUUUUUUGAGUUUUUUGAAAUUAAAUGCUUCAGUUGUCAUUUUGUCAUU